This is a messenger RNA of Cryptotermes secundus, 1986 nucleotides long. Its product is annotated as transcriptional repressor scratch 2. The coding region runs from base 1 to 1422 and encodes 473 amino acids. Gene Ontology annotation, molecular function: DNA-binding transcription factor activity, RNA polymerase II-specific; RNA polymerase II cis-regulatory region sequence-specific DNA binding. Gene Ontology annotation, biological process: regulation of DNA-templated transcription. The transcript is spliced from 2 exons. NCBI's taxonomy places the organism in Eukaryota, Metazoa, Arthropoda, Insecta, Blattodea, Kalotermitidae. The record is from RefSeq and is a predicted model, not a curated record.
AUGCCGAGGUGCUAUAUGGUGAAGAAAGCAUGCAACAAGUAUCAGACUUCAGUAAGGGAUUGUUGGAGCGUCGCGGCGGCGACACAGGAUGAAGAGCGUGAAGAGGCGCCGGCAGGCCCUGUAAGUCCAACUGAGGGAUGCGUGGCGCCACCCAGCCCAGGCGCCUACUAUAGACCUCUCACCACCAUCACGACACAACACAGUUAUCUACAUGAAUUCAUGCCUCAGGGUCCCGAGGAUCUUCCGCCAGCUCCGGUGCACACCGAAGUACUGUCCCACGAUGGAGGAAUCCCCAUCUUUCGGAUGCGCAGCGUAGAGGAGACAGAGGCGGCUCAUGACCUUCUGGAGCUGUCCCGCUCCCUGCCUCCUCUCCCGGCCCCGAGCGUGGCCACAGUACAGGAACCUGUCCCGUGCUACAGGCUGCAAGAGCCGCCGACCCACCACGAGCUCCCUCCUUGCUACAGUACCCCAGAACCUCCAUCCCCGGAACCCCAUAGCCAAGCAUACCCUCCGCAGUCACCAGUCUCACAGCCAUGUUAUCGCCCGCCGUCCCCGGAGCCACUGUCGUGUUACCAGACACCGCCAUGCUACAACCCACAGCCAGAGUCUGCGAAACCCCAGCCCCCACCGUCCCUGACUCCGCCCACCUCGGAGUACUCCUCGGAUGCGGAGAACAACAAUCCGAACCUGCAGUCCGUGACAAUAGGAGAGGUGCGUCAGCAAGAAAUCGUUGGGUCGGAAACACACCGUGUCGUCAAAAGUUCCGUGGUAUACACCUAUGACGCGUUAUUGGUAUCGGACGGACGAUCAAAGAACAAGACCAGCAGCAACAAGUCGUCACCUCUUAGCCCCUGCUCCUCCGAGAAAGAGGAUUCCUGUGACACUCCUGAGUCUUCUCAAAGUAGCGGUAAACAAGGUCGUUACGUGUGUUCCGAAUGCGGGAAACAGUAUGCAACGUCGUCCAACUUGUCACGCCAUAAACAGACGCACCGAAGCCUUGAUUCUCAGUCCGCCAAGAAGUGUGUCACGUGCGGGAAAGCAUACGUGAGCAUGCCCGCGCUGGCCAUGCACCUCUUGACGCAUAAGUUGUCUCACGCGUGCGGUGUGUGCGGUAAGCUGUUCUCACGGCCCUGGCUCCUACAGGGACAUCUCCGCUCGCACACGGGCGAGAAGCCGUUCGGAUGUGCUCACUGCGGCAAGGCAUUCGCUGACCGUUCCAACCUGCGCGCGCAUAUGCAGACACAUUCUGCCGACAAGAACUUCACAUGUACGCGCUGCCAUAAGUCUUUCGCACUCAAGUCUUACCUCAACAAGCACCUCGAGUCCGCGUGCUUCAAGGACGGCGAUAGUGAGGAGCUUGGCGUUGUCGCGCCAGAUUCUUUUGAAGAGGAGACGGCGGAAGUGGAAAUUGAACUGGUUUAGUUCGAUCAGCAGCUACUAAUUUCCAAGCAGUUGUUCUUUCUUCUCUGAAGGUCAUGUCAUGAGAACUCGUGUAAGUAAACUUGCAAUGCUCUACAGAGAUAUGAAGAAAUGCUCGGAAAACUUCACAAUUUAUUUCAAUGCUCCUUUAGUUACUCGUUGAUAAAACGUUUAAUAAUAGGGAUAACCAAAUAUUACAAUAUACCUGCUCAAGAUUAAUAAUUAUAUUGCAUACAAUUAAUUCAUAAAGAUAAUGACUAAUUUUCUAAGCAUAGGGAUUUCGUAUACCGGACAUAAAAAAGAUGACAUGUCAUUUCCUAAAUUUCAGUAUUCUAGAAGGUCCUUUUUGCAUGGAUUAUAUUUAUAUUUGUAUAUAGAGCCUACACUUUAAGUUAGUUUAUUAUUAUCUUAAUUGUAGACUAUAAAAUGGCACUAAAUCGAAGUCCCGACCGCUGUUAUUCGGAGGGAAUUCUGUGCCAAUGACAUUGACGCGAGCUGCACCCCAAUGUUGCUAGUUGCACGUAUUUCAAGGUACGAGAAACAGUAGGAGCUUGUCUGACGGAAUAG